AUGGACACACCCCUCCUACCCAGACCCAACAACAUCACCAUGACGACCCCUCCCAGCUCCUUCCAGCCAGAGCCCCUGACCCCCCCUAGACCUCCCCACGGGGCCCCCUCCCCUUCCUCCUCCUCCCUGAAGCCCAACCAGGUGGGUCAGGUGGUGCUGUAUGGGGUGCCCAUCGUCUCCCUGGUAAUUGACCACCAGGAGCGCCUGUGCCUGGCUCAGAUCUCCAACACACUGCUGAAGAACUACAGCUACAACGAAAUCCACAACCGCCGUGUUGCACUGGGCAUCACGUGUGUGCAGUGCACCCCGGUCCAGCUGGAGAUACUGCGACGUGCGGGCGCCAUGCCCAUCUCCUCACGACGCUGCGGCAUGAUCACUAAGCGCGAGGCCGAGCGCCUGUGCAAGUCCUUCCUGGGGGAGAACUCGCCCCCCAAGCUGCCCGAUAACUUUGCCUUCGACGUGUCUCACGAGUGCGCUUGGGGUUGCCGCGGUAACUUCAUCCCGGCACGCUACAACAGCUCACGGGCCAAGUGCAUCAAGUGCUCGUACUGUAACAUGUACUUCUCGCCCAACAAGUUCAUCUUCCACUCCCACCGCACGCCCGAGGCCAAGUACACGCAGCCCGACGCCGCCAACUUCAACUCUUGGCGCCGCCACCUCAAACUGUCCGACAAGACCCCGCCCGACGACCUGGCGUUCGCCUGGGAGGACGUGAAGGCCAUGUUUAAUGGGGGCAGCCGAAAGCGUGCCCUGCCCUCCUCCCACUGCGCUCCCAUGGGACAGAUGAAGGGCAUGGGCUCCGUCCUGCCCCACAUGAUGUCAUCCCCAGAGCUGGGGAGCCAGAAGAGGGGCCGCUUUGAGGAGGAUGAGGACCUGGAUGUGAACAGCCUCUCUCCCAGGAAGGCCCCACGCAGCUACCCCCUCAUCCCCGUGCCCAGUAAGAGCUUUGGCAUGCUGCACAAGUUCCCCCCCACCUCCCUGUUCCCCAGCCCUUACUCCUUCCCCACCUUCGGCCUCUGCCCCCAGAAGAAGGAUGACAGCGAGGCUCCUAAUAGCCAGAAACCCGCCGGUCUGUCUGGGCUGCUGUGGCCGGGGCGUAAGGACACCUUCUACCCGCCCUUCUGCAUGUUCUGGCCCCCCAGGGCCACCGGGGGCAUCCCAGUGCCCACCUACCUGCAGCACCAGCCCAGCGCCCUUUCUUCACUGGCAGAGAGCCCUUCCCUCAGGCAAGCCUUCCUGGACUUGUCGGAGCCCACUGAGCCCGGGGCAGGGGUGGGCGCAGGCAUGAGCACCAACCCCAGGUCAGGCCUGUUUGAACCGGAGUGUCCGGCAGUGACCCCUGACCUUCGACCUGUGACCUCAGAGGGCUGGCUGAAGCUGCUCGACCACGCCCCCUCCCUCCAGGCUAGGAAAAGCAGCUAUCACUCCGCCUUCCGGCCUGUCGUCAAGGAUGCGGAGAGCAUCGCCAAACUCCACGGCAAUGUGACGGAAGACUUCGGAUCGGACCGCCACCUGUCUCCCACCACCAGCUGCAGCUACGGCAGCGAGAGUGGGGGAGAGGGGGAGGGAGACGGGCCGGAGAGCGAGGAGGAGGGGGAGGUGGACGUGGAGACCAAGCAGGAUGAGGAGGACAGCUUCAGCAGCAGUCUACACCUGAGAGGAUUGGGCAAGGGGGGGGAGGAGAGAGGGAGGGACAACGGAGACUACCCCGGCACCCCCCCAGCCCCCAGCCAGGACCCCCCCAGCCUGCCGGCCUCUCCCCCCGCCAGCCUGGCCAUCCCCAGUCCCAGCUCCAGCCCUCCACACCCUCCACUGGAGGAGGCCACCUACAAAAACGUACACAAAAACAGGGAGGAAGGACUUCCUGCCUACGCCACCAAAGACAACGUCAGCCACGCCGAUGACAACAAAGAACAGAGCAACUUCUUCCUGUCAGAGAGUGAGGCCUCAGGACAGGAGUACUGGAGGGAGACUCCAGGUGACCAAACGCAAGAAACACCAUCCCCUGUGUCACUGAAGAAGGAUGUCGAGAACAUGGAGAAAGAGGAGCUGCAGAAGGUUCUGCUGGAACAGAUAGACCUGCGGAGACGACUAGAACAGGAAUUCCACGCUCUGAAAGGCAACUCACCCUUCCCCGUGUUCCAUAACUUCCAGGACCAGAUGAAGAGAGAACUGGCCUACAGAGAGGAGAUGGUGCAGCAACUGCAAAUGAUUCCCUAUGCGAACAUGAUACGAAAAGAAAAAAUAGGGACACAUCUCAACAAAAGCUAAAUGGUCUCAUCACAGAGUUUCUGUGAAGCUGUGCAGCCUGGAAGAAAAAGUACAGAACGCACAGCACUGCUCGAACCACC
Molecule: messenger RNA, 2351 nt
Organism: Hypomesus transpacificus
Lineage: Eukaryota; Metazoa; Chordata; Actinopteri; Osmeriformes; Osmeridae
Gene: skor2
Product: SKI family transcriptional corepressor 2
Exons: 8
Coding region: 1-2271 (756 amino acids)
Biological process (GO): negative regulation of BMP signaling pathway; negative regulation of transcription by RNA polymerase II
Cellular component (GO): nucleus; transcription regulator complex
Molecular function (GO): SMAD binding; DNA-binding transcription factor activity, RNA polymerase II-specific; RNA polymerase II cis-regulatory region sequence-specific DNA binding
Source: RefSeq, a predicted model, not a curated record